UCCCCCGCUCUUUCCCGUGGCGGUGAGGCGGUGUUAAAUGCAAAGCAUUUUGUGAGGAAAAGAUUUGUUGGUUUUGCUCCAGACCUUUCUAAGUCAAAGUACUAUUCAGAUUUUGUCCUGACUCUAAAAUGGCUUCGAAAUUCCCUUUUUAGUAACUAUCUUUCCUUGCCGCUGCCCUUUUUUGGGACAGGUUGGUUUCUUGGAAUUUCGUUUGAAGGCUUACUCCUGUGCCGUUGUAGGUUUCACACUGAAAUUAUUGCUCAUCCCAAACAUGUUUUUGUACCAACCAUUUGGAUAACUGCCCAAUUUCCAGCUUUGUAAGAUUUAAGUGAGCAAUGUGCUUCACAGGGGCUCCGAAAACUCUAUAAAUGGGAAUUAUGUUCUUAAUCAUAAAUUUUAUAGGGGAAACUGACCCUAAAACUUGGGGUGUCUGUAAUUCUCUGCUAAUAAAGUACCAAUAUGGAGAUUUGUAAACCCUGGGAGCACAUGUAAGUUUUGCUCUAGCCCCAAAGACUUCAAACCAGAAAUUUAGAGUGGUACCAAGUGCCGUAAAUGCUAGUGAUUUAGAACGGUUUAAUUUAUUGUUUUAGUUCUGCAGUGAGAUGGUAAUGAGCACUAGCAUAUUUUGUCAAUGAUGUGUGUGUACUAGUUUGUCGGGCGGGAUGUUUGCUUUCUAGGAAAUAGCACUGCAUUAAAACAUCAGAGGAAGUUUCCAAGCACUCAUUUGAGGAAAAUGAAGUGUGCUGUGUUUAACAGCCAUUCUGGUGCUCAAGUUGGGCUCGUUAGUGAGGCCUCCUAUUAGUUUUGGAUUGUGUUGUAUACUUGUGUCUCGUAGUAAAAACAUUUUUUUUGUUUUGUUUUGGAAAUUGGAUUUAGCACUAUGAGGAAUUUUAUCAAAUGCUUUUGCAUCAGUGUCUUUUUCCGCGAAGUCUGUAUUAGGCAUUUUGUUUUUCUGUGUUGAGGUAGCAGAAGGUUUUCCAGAAAAAGUUGCCCCAGCUAGGAACUCUUAAUUUAGAAGCCACAGUGCAUCCAAGUUAACAGAUGAAGUGACUAGAAGUGCUGUUCUCAUAAUGCUGGAAGAACCUUUGGGACUUAUUGUUCGAGAUGGCACUGUGUCAAGUGGAUCUAUAAAGAAACCAGCAGACUAGGAGACGGAGGGAAAGAAGCUAACCUGUGAGGUGUGUGCACCCAAGAACCAUGUCUGUGCGGGAGUCUUUUAACCCAGAGAGUUAUGAAUUGGACAAGAGUUUCCGGCUAACCAAAUUCACUGAACUGAAGGGAACAGGCUGCAAAGUGCCCCAAGAUGUUUUACAGAAAUUGCUGGAAUCCUUACAAGAGAACCACUUCCAAGAAGAUGAGCAGUUUCUGGGAGCAGUUAUGCCAAGGCUGGGCAUUGGAAUGGAUACCUGUGUCAUUCCUUUGAGGCAUGGCGGUCUUUCCUUGGUUCAGACCACGGAUUACAUUUACCCUAUCGUAGAUGACCCUUACAUGAUGGGCAGGAUCGCAUGUGCCAAUGUCCUCAGUGACCUCUAUGCAAUGGGAGUCACAGAAUGUGACAACAUGCUGAUGCUCCUUGGAAUUAGCAAUAAAAUGACUGACAGGGAAAGGGAUAAAGUGAUGCCCCUAAUUAUACAGGGUUUUAAAGAUGCAGCAGAGGAAGCUGGGACAUCUGUAACAGGUGGCCAAACAGUAUUAAACCCCUGGAUUGUUUUGGGAGGAGUCGCUACAACUGUCUGCCAGCCCAACGAAUUCAUCAUGCCAGAUAAUGCAGUGCCUGGAGAUGUGCUCGUAUUGACGAAACCCCUGGGUACGCAGGUAGCAGUAGCUGUGCACCAGUGGCUGGAUAUCCCUGAAAAAUGGAAUAAAAUUAAACUAGUGGUUACCCAGGAAGACGUAGAGUUGGCAUACCAAGAAGCAAUGAUGAAUAUGGCAAGGCUCAACCGAACAGCUGCAGGACUCAUGCACACGUUCAAUGCCCAUGCAGCCACCGACAUCACAGGCUUUGGAAUUUUGGGCCAUGCACAGAACCUGGCCAAGCAGCAGAGGAACGAAGUGUCAUUUGUGAUUCACAACCUCCCUGUACUGGCCAAGAUGGCAGCUGUAAGCAAGGCCUGUGGGAACAUGUUUGGCCUCAUGCAUGGGACCUGCCCGGAGACAUCAGGAGGCCUUCUAAUCUGUUUGCCACGGGAGCAAGCCGCUCGGUUCUGUGCAGAGAUUAAGUCCCCCAAAUACGGUGAAGGUCACCAAGCAUGGAUUAUUGGGAUUGUAGAGAAGGGCAACCGUACCGCCAGAAUCAUAGACAAACCCCGGAUCAUCGAAGUCGCACCGCAAGUGGCCACUCAAAAUGUGAACCCCACACCUGGUGCCACCUCUUAAUCUAGACAGAAAUCACUUUUUGGUUUUGUUUUUAAAUAGAUCUAUUCCUUUAUCAUCACUUCAAUUAAAGACUGUAAACAAAAAUCUCAUUGUGUCUACACAUCUGGUGACCUUAGGUCAAUUUGUGAGUGGAUGCAAUUAAUAAAAUAAAAUCCAUUGCCUUUUUUUCCUGUUACAUUAACUGAAGAUGCACCUGAUCUUGAGGCAGCUUCUGAGUUGAGAAUUAUAUUGUUAUCCAAUACUGUUGAUUCAUUUUGAAUCUUUAGACACUUAUCUCUUGCCGCAUAGGCUCUUUUUAAAGGUGCUUUCACACAGCACAGACAUUACCAAUAGUAGUGUCAACUAGCAAUUUGUGUCUUUUCAUUGUAUGUAUAUUUAUCCUUAUAAGUCUGACCUUUUUUUUUUAAUGUCCUGAAUAGUAUUCUGGAAAGACAAAAUUGGUAAGUGACACAGUGAUAUCCCAGUGGUAAAAGGGUUGCAUGAUUGCUUUGAGUCUUUGAUUUGUAAAGCCUAGACUUAAUCAUUCAAGAGCAAAUCUUUGACCCAGGACAUUACCCCAUAGAGCAUUCAGUUAAACAAGGCAAGUGCUUUACUCUGCAUGGAAAGCACUUUGAUGACAAAAAAAGAUUUUAUUUUCUUUCUCUUUUUGUAGCCUCCCUCAUAUUUACAGUAAUAUCAAUAACUGUUUAUUGAUAUCAAAAAAGGAUACUUUUUGCAAUGUAAUUAGAUGUUCUAUAGUGCAACAAGGAAUUGCCUUCCGAAAGGGGGCUCAUGUAUAAUACUCAUUUAUGAUUCAAUAUAUAAUUAAGCAAAUAAUUUUUAAAUAUAAUCAAUAAUAAAGACUGUUCUGUGGAUGGUAGUGUUCAAUACAUUUUAUAUUUUGUAUAGAGAUUUCAGGCCUUUUGUUUUCUUUAAAUCAGCAGCUGUUUAGCCUAAUUCUUAGCAUUAUUUUGUCCUUUGUGCCAGUCCUUUUUUGUGCACGCUUUUUGUGACUCUGUUAAAAAUCUGCAUUGCCAACAUUGCAGCUCGAACUUGUUACUCAAAUAAAUAUUUAAUUUUUUUUAUUGCCCUUGUAUAAUCAGAUGCCCCUUUUAGAAUUAUUUUAGAAGCAUUGGGAGGGUUUUGCCUAAAGUACAAUUUAUUGGGGAAAACUAGAUUUUAGUUUUAUAAAACUUUUAAGUCUUUCACGGGACCUAUAUUUUCUUGAAUUAAAUUUUGUAGUUCUAGAACAAAUAGGCGAUCGAAGAAGGUGUUUAUCCGUGUUACUUAGAAACAGAGGCUUCCUUAUAUUUUCACCUACUAAUCAGGAGGGAUUCCUGUCAUUAAGCACAAGCGCACUGAAUCCUCAAGUGUCUGACUUCAUAAGAGAAAAAGCACCACAUUUCUCCAAGUUUCCGAAUGCUUCCUGCUUACAGGCACCAAAGCCUUGUAAACUGAUCAACCUCUUGCCAAAGGAAACCACCACUGGGAAGCUGAAGCUUCUGGAAGAGGCUUUAACUGGGACAUGCUCUCCUUCAGGAACCAACCGGCAGCCUUUAUGCAUAUGUAACUGGAACUCGAGCCAUAAACAUGGUGUACAGGGCAGUACAUAAGAGGCUGCUACAGAACUGAAAUUAAUUGGACAUUUUAUAGGAAUUUAUACAGAUGUUGGUCCUCAAAAGCUACAAACCAGUGGUCUGCAAAAUAAAAUAUGUUGGAAA
Loxodonta africana (African savanna elephant) is the source of this 4076-nucleotide messenger RNA. RefSeq names its product selenophosphate synthetase 1 (gene SEPHS1). The coding region runs from base 1198 to 2376 and encodes 392 amino acids. Gene Ontology annotation, biological process: L-selenocysteine biosynthetic process. Gene Ontology annotation, cellular component: cytoplasm. Gene Ontology annotation, molecular function: selenide, water dikinase activity; ATP binding. The record is from RefSeq and is a predicted model, not a curated record. The transcript has 9 exons. Lineage: Eukaryota; Metazoa; Chordata; Mammalia; Proboscidea; Elephantidae.